UUAUCGGCCAUUUUUAAUUUAACUCUUUCCUGAAAACUCAUGUAAACACAACAAAGCUACUAAAGGCUUUGAUGGUCAGCCUCGCCAAAAAAACCACAUGUGUAUGAUCAGUAAAUGUGAUUAUUAAAAGCCCAGGUGUGGGAAGAGGACGACCCCAGGAACACUGAGAGCAGCCUGCGAUUACAUUAUCAGAAAAAAACAUGAGGAAAAAGCAGAAUGUGAAAAACAGGAAGGCAGAAGAGACAACAGUUGUGCAGGAGUUUGCUGUGGAAAAAAUUAUACGUCGAAGAGUCAAUGAUGGAAAAGUGGAAUACUAUCUGAAGUGGAAAGGAUUCACUGAUGCUGAAAACACUUGGGAGCCAGAGGACAAUCUGGACUGCCCCGAGCUGAUUGAAGAGUUUCACAGAAACAUGGCUGUCUCAGGUGAGACAGAAGGCAAGGAAAAUCUCACACUGGAUUCUGUUAUUCAACCCAAAGAAGAACAGACAGAGCUGGAUGCAGACAUUCAGCAUCAGCCUGAGAAAGAGCAGACAAUGUGUGAGACUGGGGAAUCUGCAGAUCGCGACACAGAGACCACCAACAACCAACCCCUAAUACAAGAACCAGAACGCAUCAUUGGCUCCACUGAUCGACACGGACAGCUCAUGUUCCUAAUCAAAUGGAAAGACACAGACGAUGUGGCGCUGCUGUCAGCCAGGGAGGCCAGUGUAAGAUGGCCCAAGAUGGUUAUCAGUUUUUAUGAGGAUAAGCUGAGCUGGCAUGAGGAAGAGGAACAGUGACUAAACGAAAUGAACUAAACGAUACAUCAUGGCAGCUUUUUUCAUUUCCACUCAAACACAUCCAAUGGGGUUUCCUGUCUGUGAAAAGUCUUGUUGUGAAAGUGUGUAAAUCCCCAUACACUGUGAACCAUGUCAUAGCACACUGAACUGCACUGUAGGAUGAAAUGUUUAGAAUAUUAACUAGAUUAUAGGUCUAAAUGGUUGGUAAUCGGUGCUGUAUUUAAACUGUAGAUUUGUUUAAAAAGCGUUACCCUAUUGUUUUACUGUCUUUUAAAUUUGACUUGACUUAAAAAGACCCAAGGGGUCAGAUCAUAUACUAAUGAGAACUUGGAUAUUAGGAGUAAUCACUGUUACUGUUGAUCUCUGUGUAGCUGUUUUAGCACUUCUUCUACUGUGAUUAAGACCAGUGAUCUGUGAAAUUUGUAGUUUUGUUCAUUUGCACAAAUAAAUACAAAUGUAGCAUUAUAAGACCAUGUUUUCUUUAAAAGCACUGAUAGCACAGUGUGAUAUUUUAUUACAUCCCUGCCAGCACAGUGCAUUGCGUUACAAAAUGUAGUAUGUCAGUUUCACUUUUGUGUUCUCCUUAUGGUUUAUUUGUGGAUUUUAAUGAGCAGCCAGAACAAUAAAUUUCAGAUUAACUUGAGAAA
Messenger RNA from Tachysurus vachellii, 1426 nucleotides. It is a transcript of the gene cbx3b, whose product is annotated as chromobox homolog 3b. Gene Ontology annotation, molecular function: chromatin binding. The coding region runs from base 201 to 779 and encodes 192 amino acids. Lineage: Eukaryota; Metazoa; Chordata; Actinopteri; Siluriformes; Bagridae. Gene Ontology annotation, cellular component: nucleus; pericentric heterochromatin. The transcript is spliced from 5 exons. The record is from RefSeq and is a predicted model, not a curated record. Gene Ontology annotation, biological process: chromatin organization; negative regulation of transcription by RNA polymerase II.